This is a messenger RNA of Paramacrobiotus metropolitanus, 2281 nucleotides long. Its product is annotated as E3 SUMO-protein ligase ZBED1-like. Gene Ontology annotation, molecular function: protein dimerization activity. The transcript has 5 exons. Bases 146 to 2281 code for a protein of 711 amino acids. Lineage: Eukaryota; Metazoa; Tardigrada; Eutardigrada; Parachela; Macrobiotidae. The record is from RefSeq and is a predicted model, not a curated record.
GCUUUGGACUGUGAUUUCUGGGUGAUAUAGAUUAGUUUCGUAACUUGUCAUUUGGAAGAGAAAUGAUUGUUCUUACUUAAAUCCACAUUUCUGAAACCUCCGCCAACCGCUACCAGUUUCGUGCGAUCAUCUGGCAGCACGGAGCAUGUCCAAAUCGACAGACACUGUGGAACUGCUGAGCUCCGAUGACGAAGGAGAUCCGAAGAAACCUGCGAAUUCCCAAAAAUCCCAUCCGCUGGCUGAUACUAUAUCCCCGAAGCUGUUCUACCUGCAUCUUUACGAAGGCCAUUCGUCCAUAAAAGAAACAAGAAACUCACGAACGGGGCAGCUGCACAGCGCGAAAUGCAAGUUCUGCAAGAAGGCCAAAGGGAAGAUUGUUAAGGACUUUGAAUCGUACGGAAAGUUUAGGAUCCACGUUGUUUCUCAUCACGCACGGGAGCCAGUUGUAGAAGAUUUUAUAACUGCUCAUGGGAAAUCCACGUCUGACUUAGCGCAACCAAAGAUCGACAGUCUCAAGUGCGUAGAAAAGAAAGUCACGCCGUACAGUAACGACCACCGCCAGCAACGACUUCUAAACGAAUGUGUGGCGGACUGCCUUUUUUCUACCCUGAUUUCUGUGAACGCCAUUACAAAUCCGUGCUGGGACAGGCUGGUGAAGAAUUUCGACGAACGACUACAUUGGCCAACACGAAAAUACAUUGCUCGCCAUAUGAUACCGGAAUACGAUCGCGUAUACGUGGAUCUGCUGAAGAAAGAGCUAGAGUUCGUCGAUUUUGUGGCCAUCAACUGCGAUAUCUGGAGUAGCAAGAAACAGCGCGGCUACCUGGGCGUGACUGUUCAUUUUAUCGACUCGUCGUGGAACUUGCGGAAUCAUUUACUUGCGUGCACGCGCUUUGAAGGAAAACACGGAGCGGAGGAAAUUUUCAAACUGGUGAUUGAAAUACUGGAGAAAUUUAAUAUUCGAAAAAAAGUGAUUUACGUGGGCACUGAUAAUGGUGGCAACGUUGUAAAAGCUUUUGAAGACUGGAUGCCUGGUUUUAUGGAAGGGUUCUGUGAUGGGAAUAAUACGGACGAUGGUCCCAUUGAAGCAGUAGGCAAUGAGGAGCACGAUAUCGACUACCUUAGUCCCGAGGAUUUGGAUUCGGAUUCCACUUUAGCUAAGGAUGUAUGCGGUCUGCUAGAGCAAGAGUGUGUUAUCAACGGUAGAUCGAUUCAGUUGCGAUGUGUCGCCCAUACCAUGCAGCUGUGUUUGAAAAACCCAGUAAAAAAUUGUGGAAAGUUGAACGCCGUAAUUGAGAAACUCGCAAAGAUCGUUACUUCCGCGAAGAAGUCUCCGCAGCAAACGGAGCAGAUUGUGAAAGUCUUUGGACGUGAAUUUACCAGCCGCUGCGUUACCCGGUGGAACACUAACUACAAGAUGGUUCAGGUUGCAGUGAAGUACAACUGGGAAAAAGAUGGACUGAUAUUUAAAGAAAAGCACCGACUCACUACUGAAGAUGUGCGAAUUCUGCAAGAUUUUAUCAACGUGACGAGCACAUUUGAGCAGUUGUUUCUUAAACUGCAGAGCGCGAGUUAUCCCACCGUAUGUCAAGUUAUUCCGGCCGUUUACCUUCUGCGCAGAAAUCUUCAGACAUAUGCUGAUAAUCCGGCUAGCCUGCUGAAGUCGUAUGCUCGCGAUCUACUCACCGAAGUUAAUACUCGAUUCUGUAAUACUGAAAGUGACAGUGUUUAUAUUGCGGCAUUAUUCCUGGAUCCGAAUUAUAAAGCUGAACUGUGCGAUUGUGGGUUUGGGACGUUAACGGCGACCGAGAUGAAAGCGGUAGUGAUUGGCAUGAUGGAGCGAGUGAACUUGAAUAUUUCGCCUGUGGAAGAGCCUGUGUCACUGCCGUCAACAUCGUCAAACCUGUUCUCCGUUUUGAAAAAGCCGAAAUUAUCUGCAACUUUACAAACUUCUGCCGGUCAAGUCCUCAGCGUGAUUGCAGAGUAUGAGAUGUAUAUGUGCGAAGUCGAUCAGUCUUUCGGCGUCGAAGUGAAUCCUCUUGUCUACUGGAAAUCUAAAGCUGAUAAAUACAAACGUUUAUCCCGGAUUGCUCAACAAAUACUGUGCGCUCCCGCAACGACAGCAGGAGUGGAGCGGAUUUUUAGUGUCGCCGGAUACUUGCUUUCUGAACGUAGACUUCGUACUACGGAUUACAAUUUCGAAACAUUAUUGUUUUGCAGUCUGAAUCGUGAUCUAAAGCAGCGUGGUGAUAAGCGAACCAGUGAUGAGAUUUCUCGGUAG